CACGGCCAAAAUUUAAGACGAUGAUAUCUCAAGUACUACGCUUCACAUUUCCGUCAGCAUCUACCAUAUCGUCAGCAGCAUUCUUGAAGCUGCGCCAAAGCAUUGCCGUAACAGGUGCGACAACUCAGUAUUAUGGCUACACCAUGCCUACAAGGACCUUGAGUCUACCUAGAAAACGCCACGAGGUAUGCUGGGUAAUUCAUUGGCCUGAUGAGCUGCGUGAUCGUAGCGUCCUGAGUGAAGGGUUGGCUGCGAUUGGUGUUACAGAUGCGACGUCUUUGCUGUUCGAAUUUGAUAAUGCUCAGUUAGAGAAUCUCGUAAAGGCUCUUGAAGCUCCCGUUUGCGAAUUUGCAUGCAUCCGACUGAAAGACGAUGCGCCAUUGGAAAAUGAAGCUCUACAAAUGUCAAUGCACAAGACAUAUUCCGAUACUUACCAAAUCCAGGGUUUUACUGGUGGCUAUUGGGCAUAUGCAAUUAAUACAAAUGAGACUGCAGGCGUAUCUUGCUUUGCCCCAUGUGAAGAAAUUGUCCCUAAAGCAAACCGAAAGCUUGGAGUCUACUAUCUCGGGUGGGACAGCAUUGAGCUUCACGAGGAUGGGACCCAAACUGAAGCAUUUUCAGAGGAAAUCAACCGCUUGCAGCCAUACUUUGGCCCAGGGUCUGGGGCUUGGUAUACUAUGCUUCGCCAACACAAAUAG
Messenger RNA from Trichoderma asperellum CBS 433.97, 698 nucleotides. RefSeq lists its product as uncharacterized. NCBI's taxonomy places the organism in Eukaryota, Fungi, Ascomycota, Sordariomycetes, Hypocreales, Hypocreaceae. The record is from RefSeq and is a predicted model, not a curated record.